Rubroshorea leprosula is the source of this 1198-nucleotide messenger RNA. The record is from the annotation of a GenBank genome assembly. Lineage: Eukaryota; Viridiplantae; Streptophyta; Magnoliopsida; Malvales; Dipterocarpaceae.
CCCCUGUUUCUCUGCUUCAUUUUUUUUUUUUUGUGGCUGCAUGUUGUAGAUUUCUUGUGCUUCCAUUAAUCUAAAUCUUUGUUUUGUCUCUUUCUUUUUUUCUAUAGAAAGCCUUAAGAGAUGGUCGAUCCUUAUCCGACGAAUAGAGUACAGCCAUACUACGACCUAUGGUACACUUUUCAUAACGGCUUUUUGGAAUUCAACGCUUGGUUAGUGAAGAGGGCACUCAAGAAACAACAAGAUCUAGUUUUGUUCAAGGCCUUCAAAAGGAGUGACAUUAGUGCAGCAUGGUUGCCUUCGCCACGCAACAUAACGCGGGCAAGGCUUGAAAGGCGAGAUUUGCUGCCGGUGCCAAUUCAUUUUGCUUUCUCGUCCGGUAAGAUGGAAGAUUGGUCUGGUUGGGCUAAAGAGAUGCUUUUCGAGAACGGCUUUGUGGAGAUAUUGCGUGCUGUUGGGAUUCUUAAGUCGGUAACUGUGAGCCAGACUUUGCAAAUUAGUGGUAAUGUAGAGUGCCUCUAUCGUUUGGUGAGGAGGUGGUGCACGAGUACCCAUACAUUUAUCCUUGCUUUUGGGGAGGUUAUUGUGACUCUAGAGGAUGUGGCAAAUCUGAUGUUGCUGCCUAUUGUUGGGGAAGAGGAUCCACGACCAAUAGUGUUGACGUCAGAGGAGCGUGCCACACUAAUAGCCUUGAAGAAAGUGAUGAGGAGGAAUGCCAGCGCCUCUUCUCGCUCAUGGAGGGGAGAGUACAACAUUGACUUUUUGACUUGGAUGGGGUACUUUCAAACGGGCGAAGGUAAAGAUAGCCCAUAUGAACGUGCAGCCUUCUUCAUGGCUUGGUUGAGUAAGUUUGUUUUUGGGGGUUUCCUGAACCAUGAGAUUAUGGCUAAGUGUAUCCCUUUGGCAAUUCAAAUGGCUGAAGGUGUGAAGCUCCCUUUAGCCCCGUUGAUGCUAGGUACGCUUUAUCACAUGCUUGGUUUGCUCCACUUUGAUGAGAUUCUCAAUGCCAGCUAUUACAUUAUUGAGUCACAUGUAUGUUUGUCUUUGCUGCAAAUGUUUGCAUGGGAGAGGUUUUACCCUUAUCAUUCUAGCCAUGUUACUACUGGAAAGGCUUUGAAGGAAUAUCCCAUGGCAAAGUGUGGUUACACCAGUGGAACAUCUCAGUUAGCUUGUUCUUAGAUAAGAAAUAGGAAGAUAAAGG